AAAAAAAGUCCCAAUCCUGAAUGCAGAGUUUGCAUCCUUGAAGGAAGCUGCUGCAAGCUUUUAGCCCCCCCUCCCCAAAUGUCCCAGUGACUUUGCCUUCAAAGCUGGCUUUUCCCCCCCCCCCUCCGUUUUCUAGUCUUUUGGCAAAAGGAGGCAGAGGGAGCGGCAGUCCCCAACCAGCUUGGUAAAUGAGUAUGGAAGAUUAUGACUUUCUCUUCAAAAUAGUUUUAAUCGGGAACGCUGGUGUGGGGAAGACCUGCUUAGUGCGACGGUUCACACAGGGACUUUUCCCACCAGGCCAAGGAGCCACCAUCGGGGUUGACUUUAUGAUUAAGACGGUGGAGAUAAAUGGUGAGAAAGUAAAGCUGCAGAUUUGGGACACAGCGGGACAAGAAAGAUUUCGUUCCAUUACGCAGAGCUAUUAUCGCAGUGCCAACGCGUUAAUCCUGACCUAUGACAUCACCUGCGAAGAGUCCUUCAGAUGCCUUUCCGAAUGGCUACGGGAAAUUGAGCAAUAUGCCAGCAAUAAGGUCAUCACCGUCCUAGUUGGAAACAAGAUUGAUUUAUCCGAUAAGCGAGAAGUCUCCCAACAGAGAGCUGAAGAGUUUUCCCAAGCCCAGGAUAUGUACUAUCUGGAGACGUCGGCAAAAGAAUCCGAUAACGUGGAAAAACUCUUUUUGGACUUGGCUUGUCGGCUGAUCAGCGAAGCGAGGCAGAACACGCUGCUAAACAAUGUGGAGUCUCCCUUGCCGGGCGAAGGGAAAAAUAUCAGUUAUUUGACUUGUUGCAAUUUUAACUGAUUGCAUUUGAACCUCAAGAGUUAUGACUGCUCCUUCUACAGGCCUCUCUCAGGAGGCAAAGGCUGCUAUGACCCGGUCUGACUGGUGGAGAUAGUCAGACACCCGAUCACGAAGCAUGCCAGGCUAACCAUUUGUCUGCAGGGUCAGCCUAGAAUAUAAUCCUUUCCCCCCCCCUCUUUUUAACACAUGUCUCACCCCGGAGUCCCAAAAUUUGGAGGAGAUUAAGAUUCAAAAAGGUGCUAGGUAUCGGCUGGUCAGGUCAUGGUUUUCACUUCUGUGGAAGCAUCUGGGAUCUUUUCCCUUGGAAAUUUAGGAUGAAUUGUGCCUGCCUUUUACAUCUUUACAGAAGGAAAUCGAGAGGCGCGUUAGAAAAUGGCUGUGGGUUGCCGGCUAAGUUGACAACGCUUGUAUAUAAACCAGGACCCAGAGUGCCAUUUUGUUACGGCACAAACUCCACCGAGCGUGCGUGUUGCGCGCGUAUGUGAUUUUUUUUCUUUAAAAAACAAACAAACCCCUAAGUAUUAACGCAUCUGUGUUCUGGGAUUUUGAUAAAAGUGGAAGUUAAAAAGGGAUAAGUUGGUCGUUUGCAAUCAGCAGGUCUUGAAGUUGGACGGCUGCCCUUUGCCCUUUUGGUUCUUGAAUCCCCGAAGCUAAAUUUCCUCGGUGGUCAGCUUACUCUCUUCUCCAGUCAGAAGGUGUGUCCUUGGAAAGGUGUUGAUCGUAAAUAUAGCAGCCUUUUGGUUAGUUCAUGCCCACGGGGCGCUGCUCCUUCCGAGACCAAUGAUAUGAAUUUAAAAGCUGGCCACUAGUCAUCCCUGCACCUCUGAUCAAGUUAAAGCGUUCCAAAACUUUCUCAAAAUCAGCAUUGUUUUAACCGUUUUGCCAUAUGGUGGGGCUUCCAAAAACCCACUUUGUUUCUUGCAGGAAAGAGCUGGUGAAGUAUUGUUCAUACCGCUUCACCGGUCUUGGAUUUAGGCCAAAAUAGCUUCUUUGUGAGGAAUUGCUGGAUCCUGGAGGUCUGGAUUUCAGAUGCGGUUGUUUUUGAGAGAAUGCUGCAGCGCUGAGGCCGGGGGCUACACCUGUGCACAAAUGUCAUAUGUGGGGUGUGCUCUGUUGUUGAUGCCUUUGAGGAAUGGGGCAUGGAUGUCCCCCGUUUGUCCAGUCUUGAAAGGAGUUGUUGAACUUAGCAGGUAGACCUCAUGGCUGAAUUCUGCUUUGAACUAGAACACUAGCACCAGCUCUGGAAUUUGCUGUCUUAUUGGAAAAGCCGUGUACAAUUUCAAAAUGUUUUUUAUAUAUAUAUAUAUAUAUAUACACACACACACACACACACAUGUAUGUAUGUAUGUAUGUAUGUAUGUAUGUAUGUAUGUAUGUAUGUAGGGGAUGCGGUGGCUCAGGGGCUAAGACAGCUGAGCUUGUUGAUCGAAAGGUCGGCAGCUCAGCGGUUCGAAUCCCUAGUGCUGCCGUGUAACGGGGUGAGCUCCCGUUACUUGUCCUAGCUUCUGCCAACCUAGCAGUUUCAAAAGCACGUAAAAAUGCAAGUAGAAAAAAUAGGGACCACCUUUGGUGGGAAGGUAACAGCGUUCUGUGCGUCUUUGGCAUUGAGUCAUGCCGGCCACAUGACCAUGGAGACGUCUUCGGACGGCGCUGGCUCUUCGGCUUUGAAACGGAGAUGAGCACCGCCCCCUAGAAUUGGUAACGACUAGCACGUAUGUGCGAGGGGAACCUUUACCUUUACAUAUACAUAUACAUAUAUAUAUAUAUAUAUAUAUAUAUACACACACACACACAUACAUACACACACACACACAGUUGAGAUGGGAGGAGAGCAAAAAUAAGCACGUUCCAAAUCUUUUAGACGGCUUUAUCGAAGCUGCGAUCAUCUUGCAGAAUACGUAGCUCUGCAAAGCAAUUUCAAAAGGCAGAAACGGAAGCCCACUUCUCAAAGUCACUUGGAGAUAUUUGUUUGUUUGCUGUACUUGGGCUUAAUUGCGCGUGCUUGUGUGCGUAACACCAAGGAAGAGUGUGCAGGCAAUACCCUUGAACCAAAGCCUCGGUGCUGGAAGGACGAUACACACAAAAGUCUCACCGUACGAGUUUGCAAAUUCAGCACGCCAACGUCGAAUUGCAAGGAGUCAACACAAAUUUCCUUAUCGGUGCUUCACUUGUAUACCUUUGGAGAGAGACAGACAAACUAUGUGGAAGGCAAUGGACUCACAACGGGUUAUUAAGAUAUUAGCAUUACACGGCUGGCUGUUCUGUAUUUAGCAUCCCUUAAUUUGGGUAAUUGGGAGAAGCAAAUAAGGUUUUGGUAUGACAUUCAAUGAAGAGGUGGUUCUAUCCAAUGGGCACAUCAGCCUCCAGUAAAAGCAGUGGUAUCGUAAAUUCAAGAGGACCGGCUAGUACAGGAUGUUUUGGGGGGGAUAGAGUUGUGCUCGAACUACGACUGAUGUCCCCUUUCGCAUUAAAAUGAAGCUGCUAAAAUUUUAGCCUUUUUGAGAAUAAAGCUGACCUUUUAAAAGUU
Ahaetulla prasina is the source of this 3327-nucleotide messenger RNA. It is a transcript of the gene RAB30, whose product is annotated as RAB30, member RAS oncogene family. The record is from RefSeq and is a predicted model, not a curated record. Lineage: Eukaryota; Metazoa; Chordata; Lepidosauria; Squamata; Colubridae. The coding region runs from base 189 to 800 and encodes 203 amino acids. Gene Ontology annotation, biological process: Rab protein signal transduction. Gene Ontology annotation, molecular function: GTPase activity; GTP binding. Gene Ontology annotation, cellular component: trans-Golgi network. The transcript is spliced from 5 exons.